Molecule: messenger RNA, 6025 nt
Organism: Drosophila hydei
Lineage: Eukaryota; Metazoa; Arthropoda; Insecta; Diptera; Drosophilidae
Exons: 3
Coding region: 118-5859 (1913 amino acids)
Source: RefSeq, a predicted model, not a curated record
AAACUUUGAGCACUUCCAAACACUUUAACUCAGCACAAAUUUCGAUUGCCAGAGUAUUCGUAUUUUUUUUUUCAGGCUAAAAGUUCAAUAGCAAAAUUCCUUACAAGGAUCGCAGCAAUGCAAAAUGCGCAGUGCAAAACGCCCAGCGGCCAGUCGACAAAAAAUGAUUUAGUGAAUACGCCAGAGCAUUUACAUCCCGGAUACUGCGGACAACCGCGUCAAUAUGAUCCCCGGGAAUUCAGUCUAACGGGCAGCGAGGAAUGGCGUAAUCCGCGCAUGUUUCGCAAUAUGACAUAUGAGACUGACGCUGAGGCAAUGAAUGCGAUGCGGCAGGCCCAACCGCGUAGACCCGCCUAUCGACAGCUUGCAACGUCCAUUGUGAACAAUUUAACAGAGGAAUGCUUGGCCAAUGUUUCGGCGCCGCCGCUCCAAAUCAGCAUUCCAUCACAAAUGUCUGCUUCGGGUGGAGAGUAUCUAGCUAAUGUAACACCGCCACAGCUGUGUGCCUCGGCCGACGCUACUAAAAAUAGUGUUCUAACUACGGUUCGCACGGUUACGACGCACCGGGAUAAAUCCGGAAAUGUGACAAGCUGCAUUGAGGAGACGAGCAGAGUGUCUAACAGUCCGCAAGAUCAAGUGGCUCUUUUGGAAAGCACACCUCAUGCCUGUUCGGAACAGCCUCCUACCCCCGGACGUCAGCUUCAUCUUUCCAAUAUGCCAGAUCAGAGCGAAAAUAUAGCCGAUAUCUCAAUGCCGCUGUUCUAUGACAAUACCAUGCCAGCACUAAAUACUCGUAGACUUCAGGGCUCUCUGCCAAGCGAGCGGCUGACGGACAUCAGUGCACCUGCGCUAGCGGACUCAAUGGAGAGACGCAUGCGAAAUCAAAGCGUUUGCUUUGAAAAUAUAGGUGCUCCCUCCUAUCCGAGUAGCUCCGUUGGCCGCAGCUCUGUCAGACAAGAGAUAUGCGAGAUUUCAGCACCCACAUUCGCUGGCAGCAAUCUUGAGGAUAUAUCAAUGCCGAGCGGCAUUUCUGGCGCGAACGGCGACUCCAGUCGGCAGUCAACGCAGCAAUAUACCAACGAAUGUUUGAACAAUGUAACAAUGCCAAGUAUUCUGGGAUCUUCCGGUGCCUCGCGGCGGCAAUUUACCCAGAUGUGUCAGGACCGCUUAGAUGAUAUAACAAUGCCUUCCUUGGACAUGUCCGGACCAACGGGUAGACAAGCAGGCUUCAUGACGAGUGAGUGCUUGAACGAUGUUAGUGCUCCGUCCUUUGGGUCAAGUACUACCCGCAGUCGAAUCUAUCGUAGCCACCCAAGGUCGGUGCUAGCACCGAGCAAUUUGAGCUCUACAGCACUGGAGGACAUCAGCAUGCCGUUCUUCGAUGGACCAUCGAGCACUGCAUCUCGAUCCGUACAGCAUCGUUCAAUGCAAUCGCAGCCCAUCGUUGACAUAUUAGCUCCAUCUUACGUAUCCUAUGGACAGAGCCCAAGUGCUGAUGAGUGCUUGGAGAACAUAUCAAUGCCAUUAUAUGGAAGUAUGGAAGCUUCGACUAAUUCGUAUCUGGCUGAUGUUAGCAUGCCCUCCUAUGCUGGUGUAUCGGAAAGAUCUCUGUCUCGUCAACACCGAUCGAUACCUUCACAGACUAUUGGCAACACUUCAGUGCCGACUUAUGGCCACAGUGGACGGGGGAAAGUGACAAAUGAGUGCCUGGAGGAAGCCGCGAUGGCAUCCUUUCCACGAACUCCUACACGUCAACAGUAUUCGACGUCCACGCAAUCGAUGACACCGAGUUUUGAAAGCUAUCAAGAAUAUUUAGAUCAAGUAACUAUGCCAUCUUUCGAGAACUCUACACGGGGACCGAUGACUAACGAGUUCUUGGCAGAUGUCAGCAGGCCUUCCUUUGCUGGAGUCUCCGGCUCGUCGAGAGGAAAAACUUCGUCGCGACAACAGCGUCAACAUAUCAGUAAUAUCUCAGCUCCAAUAUAUGAAAGCAGCCGAGUAGGACAAAUGAACAAUGAAUGCUUGGACGAGGUCACCCAGCCCUCAUUUAGAAACACGGGUAGAGAGGUCUCUUAUAAACAGUUCCUGGAGGAAAUAAGUAUGCCGUCGUUUGGCGGCGUCUCGGGAGCUUCAAGAGUCAGAUCUCCAACGCGGCAGCAGCAGCAGCAGUCGAUGGCCUCUCAGAAUAUCUGUGAUAUAUCUGCACCGUCCAUUAAUAGCAGUGGAAGGCAGCAGCAAGCGAUGCCGUCCCUGAAUAUCGGUGAUAUAUCAGCUCCGUCCUUUGGCAGCAGUGGACCCGGAACAUUGAAUAACGAAUGCUUGGAGAAUGUAACGAUGCCGUCCCACGGCAACUCGCGUAAGGACAUCUCUUAUAGCCAGUUUUUAGAGGAAAUAAGUAUGCCGUCGUUUGGUGGCGUCUCGGGAGCUUCAAGAGCCAGAACGCCAACCCGGCAACAGCAGCAGCAGCAGCAGUCGAUGGCUUCUCAGAAUAUCUGUGAUAUAUCUGCACCGUCCAUGAAUAGCAGUGGAAGGCAGCAGCAAGCGAUGCCGUCCCUGAAUAUCGGUGAUAUAUCAGCUCCGUCCUUUGGCAGCAGUGGACCCGGAACAUUGAAUAACGAAUGCUUGGAGAAUGUAACGAUGCCGUCCUACGGCAACUCGCGUAAGGACAUCUCUUAUAGCCAGUUUUUAGACGAAAUAAGUAUGCCGUCGUUUGGUGGCGUCUCGGGAGCUUCAAGAGCCAGAACGCUAACACGGCAGCAUAAUUCUCAGAAAAUCGACGAUAUCUCAGCUCCAUCUUCUGACAAGGGUAGACGCAGAGCGCUCAGUAUUGAAUGCUCGGAGGAUACAAGUAUGCCAUCAGGUGCAGGGGUAUCGUCUUCAUCAAGAAGACAACCGACGUUACCCUCCGAAUGUCUGGACAAUGUUAGUGCACCUUCGUUUGGACAAAGCAUGAUGCGUACCCGAUCGCCGCAUUGUCAGCAAAGGAAAACGCAAAAUGACAGCGGAAAAACGUUUCAGGGGACAACUACGACUACGACGACUUCGGAGUUUAUCGAUGGUGUUAGCAUGCCGUCCUUUGGUGGAGUCUCAGGUGCCUCAACAGCACAAACCCCAGUGCGUCAGCAGCAUACGUUAUUAACGAAGACUAAGGGCUCAGCAUCCUCGUCCAAUAGAUGUGCACCAAUGGAUAGUACGUCUGAAUGCCUAGAUAAUAUAAGCAUGCCAUUAUAUCCGAGCUCUCUCGCUUUAAGAGGGCAAACUCCGCUACGAAAACAGCAAGCGAUGAACUCUCAGAAUAUCUGUGAUAUAUCGUCCUUCGAGAGCAGUAGACGCCAGCAGCAGGCGAUGGCUUCUCAGAACAUAUGUGAUGCAAGUUGCCAAACGUUGGAAGGCAACGGAAUGGGAGGCAUUACAGAUGAGUUUUUGAAUGAUAUAUCUAUGCCGUCUUGUUACUCAAGGCCUUACACUUCCGAAUGCUUGAACGACAUCAGUGCACCCUCCUUUGGACGGAGCAUAUCGUGCGGCCGCUCACCGCGAUAUCAGCAAAUACCUUCGAAUGCCUGCAGAUCGAGUACGGGAGACGUGAACGAUGAGUACAUCAUGGAUGUCAGCAUGCCAUCGUUUGGUGGAAUAUCGAGUGCAUGCCGGCCGCAUAGUUCCGGCCAGCAUCGGCAAAUGCUGCAGCAAGUGCAGCAGCAACAGCAGCAACAACAACAGCGUUCGUUGCAGCCUCAAAAUAUCUGCGAUAUAUCAGCUAAAUCAUAUGCAAACAGUGGACGUGGCAUGGCAACGGACAAUGAACGCUUGCAGGACAUAAGUAUGCCGUCAUUUGAGGAAGUACCGAGCUCAUCGCGCCGACAGCAAUCUAUGACCUCGGAAUGCUUGAAUGAUGUGACCGCGCCGACGUUCACUUGGAACAGAUCACCUCAAUGCAUGCAUAGGUCUCCUCCCAAUCGAGCGAAUCGCACUGAUGAGCUGCAAGACGUUAGCAUGCCUUCAUUCGGCGACGUAUCGGGAGCACGAAAAUCGAGUCGACAACAACGUUGGAUGCCCGGCAACUCAGUGACCAAUGAAUGUUUGGAGAAUGUUAGCAUUCGCUCCCUCGGCGCAUUGGGGGCUUCGCAAGCUCGCAGUCCGACAAUGCCAUCGCAAAAUAUCUUCGACAUAUCGGCACCUUCGUACAACUGCAGUGGAUUUCCGUCAGUGAGUGCCAAACGCAUUGGACGAAGUCAAUCGCAGGGCCCCAGUCCCAGAGCUCAACGGUUCAAUAGCUCCUCUGGCCGCAGGCAUAGUGAAUGCAUUCAAAAUGUAGCCAUGCCAUCGUUCAACGGCUUUUCGACUAUCAACAAUUCGAUGCCAAUGGUUAGCGACUAUUUGAGUAAUGUGAGUCCGCCCUCCUUUGGUCGCAGUGCCUUUACUCAAGAGUUAUGGAACAUAAGUCCGCCGGCCUUUACCUCUUCCUGCAGUGAACCACUCCAAUUGCGUCGGCCACGCUCUGAGCCAUCGUAUCUAAACGACGCCUUGGCUGACGAGAGUAGUCCCAUCUUUGAGCUGAGCAGCCGGGGCUUCAAGAGUCUAUAUCAGAUGCCGAAGAACAGCACGAAUGCCCUGAGUGACUCUCAACUAAUGGCUCGCCAGGUCCGCAGUUUUCCGUGCUUAGCCGGUCAACAAUAUAUCGAUGACAUAUCAGCGCCUUCAAUGGACAGUCGCGGGCCAGAGCUCUGUUCGGGCCGGUCUCGGGAUGUGUCGUAUCCAUGUGAAAUGCUGGGAAAUGUAACCGCCCCUUCCUACAUGAGUGGCUCAAAUCGUUCAAAGUCCCGUCAGACGAGUCGAUUGACAAGAUGCUGCAUGAGCUGUGAGAACACUGAGAAUGUCACAGAGCCUUCCGGGUUGGCCAAUAGCGCGAUGUAUGGUCAAAAGUUAUCGGAUCGAAUAAAGGAAGAAAUCCAACGUUUGGCGGACGUGAGCGAACCAUCGGGAAUGGAAUCGACAUUCUUGUGCUCAAAUGCAGCAAGCGAUGAUUUUUUUAAAAAUGAAAUGCUUCGAAAUGUCAGCGCGCCAUCCUAUGCGAAUACCACAACUCGUUCCAACACCAAGCAGACCACCUGCUUGACCAGCUACUCUAUGAGCUGCGAGAACAUUGCGGACGUUACGGAGCCAUCCGGAUUGGCCAGUAGCACGAUGUAUAGUCAAACAGGAUCUGAUCAAUUGAAGGACGAAAUCCAACGUUUGGCGGACGAGAGCGAGCCAUCGGGAAUGCAAUCGUCUUAUGUGCCUGUAGAUUCAAAUAUUAUGGAUGUAAGUGAGCCAUGUGAAAUGUUUUGCAGUGAUGUGUGCGCAGAGAUUAGGGACACCAAGAAUUCGGAACUGAAAGUCAGGCAGAUCGAAAUAAACGAGCCGAAAACUGAGCUGAAAAUUACGAAUAAUGAGGUCAAUGGGCAAUCCAUUGAAAACAAUGUGACAAGUGAAACGCCAUCUCCCAAGCUGACGCCGAAAGUGAGCUUUCAGGACCUAACUCACCCGAAGCUGCAGUCUGAGGCUACUGGCAAAAGUCCAUCUCGUGGUCAAUCGAAUUAUAGAAGGAAGACCGAGUAUAACAGUCAAGGAAACAAUGUUUCAUACAAUGGCUUCGACUCAUUGCCAAACUAUGCAAACUUCGAUGAGAUUGUCAACUCUAGGCCAAAAAACACCAGGCCGUUAACGCCUCAGUCAACGCGUUCCAUGCCAACCGAAAGUCCAACAAGUCAAAAAGCGGAAACCAAAACUCCACAGUCGAGGACGAUUAACAGUAGUCAAGAUAACGCACCUUUGAAUGGCCGAUCUUCUGUGAAACAGAAGAAUCGUAAUACUACCCGAUAGAGUCUAUGUUAACACACUCACAGAACGUGUUCACACUCAUGUUCAUUCCAAGCCAUUAUCUCACGGUAGAGGAUCCUGCAACUACAAAUAUUUCUCAUUUCGUACGUGUUUGGCCUGAAAAAAUUAACGAAAUUCGAGUGGACAAUAAAAUGCAAGUGAAGUACAA